Messenger RNA from Lutzomyia longipalpis, 23673 nucleotides. It is a transcript of the gene DIP2, whose product is annotated as disco-interacting protein 2. The coding region runs from base 10325 to 18670 and encodes 2781 amino acids. NCBI's taxonomy places the organism in Eukaryota, Metazoa, Arthropoda, Insecta, Diptera, Psychodidae. The record is from RefSeq and is a predicted model, not a curated record. The transcript is spliced from 17 exons.
AUCAUUCUUUCAAUCCUUUGGCUUCGUGCUAAUGAUGAAGACAAGGCAAUACGCGCGAAAGAACUUCAAAAUGUCUGUAAGAAUUUUAUUUCUCUCCGGCAAGAAGUUUAAUCAAUAAGAUGGUAAGUGUUUGUGUUGUCUACGUCUGAGGGAUAUAGUUUUUAACAUCUCCUCCACCCACCUGAUGGUUCAAAAACAGGUUCCAUUGCAAUUUGUUGCUAUUUUUAGUAGCGCCAUCAAAGAAAAUAAUAUAUAAGUCUACAUUCUUGCAAAAUGCUCUCGGACAGUGUAGGGUGAUGCUGCGGAUUUGUUGAAUAACUCAAAAAGUUGGGUGCAAAAUGGUGUUUCAAAAGGUAUUUGGCUUUUGCAUUUUAAACUGCAAUGCGUAUCAUCAAUGGGUAAGGCCUUUUAAGAAAGAAUUCUUAUUCCAAGUUUGAUUGACAAAGUUCUCAUUUUUUCUUAAUUUAUUUUCUCAUGUGAAGCUGCAUGUUGUGAUGUGAAAGAAAGCCAUCACCAAGAGGGAUUAAAUGUAUAAUGCAAUGCAAGAUAACGAUAGAAGUCUCUCAUAUAGGAGGCUGACAUUGAAGGAAAGUAAAACCAGUUUUUCUGAAAGAAGAGAAUUAAGAAUGGUAACAGAUGGAAUGUCUUGAGAUCUCAAUUUUUUCCUCCAAUGUAUUUCAUCUUGGCUCGUUUUUUUAUUUCUUCUCCCUUUUUUUCAUCUUCAUCUCUUAACUUCGAAGCACACAGACUCUCAUCUCAAUCUCGUGUAAAAAGAAUCCAUACGGGAGAUUGAAAUGCGAGAAGAGUGGAUAAUCGCGAGGAAGACUCUCUAAUUGAGUCCAUAUAAUACAAGUUUUACUUGGGCAAAACGUCCAUGUCGAAUUAGAAUUAUUUCCACGUGAUCUCUGUCCACCUCAGCAUUUCCCCCAUCUUCAUGCGCGUCAACUUUUGCUGCCCAUUUCAAAUUGCCCGGCAAUUGCCGGUGUGCAGUGCACGCCUUUGCCGGGGAUCAUGGUGGUUAUUAUUUUGAAUUAUAUUCAUUCUUCUUGAUUCCUUCUAGUUGAUGUCUUAAGAACUCUGACUUUCUUAAUUUUAUGUUUACUUAAAGCUUUGCUUUGACAGACAUUUUAUCGGGUGGGCGGCUUUUUUAACCCAUUUUUGAAGAUUUGAUUUUGUUAUUUUCAAUUAAAUUAAAUCUUCAAAUCACCUUCUUCGAAUAAAAACUUUCAGGUUUAGAGUUCUAAAAUUUUAUUUUUCUAAAAGGGGAUUUCCAAGAAAUUCUCACACUGACGAAAUAGGUAUGUUAGGUCCAUAAAAACUCCUCCAAAAUUCUCGAUAGUCCAGUGAUUAAUAGACGAAUGUUAUGAAUAAAUUGCCGAUGUGCUCAAAAGAAGAUUUUUUCUGAGAGCUUUAAUUUCGCUUUCUUUUUGCUUCUUGACAAAAUUAAUUGUGGUAUUUUUGCGGAUGAAUGAUUUCUUUGCAAAACUUCGUUGUUUUUUUCCCGCCGUGAUUUUGCAGUGUGCUCGCGAUGGGUUUUGUGCGAAUUUUCCGAGACAAAGCACGAAGAGUCGCGCGACAAAGAGCAAAAACCGGAUCAAGAUAUGGGAUGAGGAGUUUGCGAGAGAAACUUCUUAUGUGUUAGGUUCUACUUCUUUUUUUUUGUGCUACAGGAUAGAUUUUUUGCUGCUUGCACUAUGUGUAUACAAUGUGCAGGAGUAUUUUAUGCUAUUUGAUGAUCAAAUGAUGGUGUAUUUGACAGCAGACAGGUGGAUUCUGCAGAGGAGUGGGGGCAAACAAGAGGGCAGAGGCUAAAGGGAUGUAUUUUGCAGAGAUGAGAUUUUCCGUUAUAGAAGGUGAUUUAGCUGAAAAUGCAUCAUAAAGAAGCUUCUGGCAAAUCAAUUAUCUUCUCAUGUGAAUUAUUAUUUAUCAAAUUGAUGACUUGGCAAAUGAUGGAUGUUCUGCGAAUGGAGAGAAUGAGUGAAAAAUUGUGAAUUUCAGAGAAAUUUGAUCCAUUUGAGUGAUUACAGAGAGGAAAAUUUAACGAUUGACUCUCUUCCAUGCAUCUCUGUAGAGCAGCUGUGCUCUAGCAAUAGAGCUUCAUCGAGAAAAGUUCCUCGCGGCGUUAAUUGAGAGCUUUCCUAUUUUAAUUUGUUGGAAAGAUUUUGUUUCAAAAAAUUCAAGAACAUUUAAAAAAAAGAAAUUGAAGUCUUUUUUAGGGAACCUAAAAUCUCCAAAAUGAAUCAUAGAACUUAAUAAAUACGAAACUCUUUGUCCAUGGAACACGAGAAACCGAACAGAGCUUAAAAGAAAAGUGAAAAAAUACGAAAUUAUAGUUCUAUCGAAACAAAUAAUCAGAGAUCAGUUCUACAGAACUUAACAAAUUUAAAACUAUUUCCAUAGAACAAAAGAAACAAUAAAAAGUAACGCAUUACGUGAAACCUUAGAAACUAGAUUCAUUUAACAUGGGAAAAUGAGAGAAAAAAUCUACUAAACAAAAACAAUACAAAGUAAAUUAUUGGAACACAAGAAACCAGAAAAAAACUACGCAGAAAUAGUAACGAAACAUAUAGUUCUACGAAACACGAUAAUCCAUAAAAAUCUAUGAGAAACCCGUAUAAAAGUUGACGAAACACAAAAAAAAAAACAAUUAAAAGUUUCGUUGAGUGCAACAAAUUAAAAACUUUAUUUGUGGAACACAAGAAACACAAAAAUAAGUUCCUCAAAACGUGAAAAAAUGCAUAAAAAUACGAAACAAGAAUUAUUAAAAAAAUAUAUAUUGGGCCUUUUGCAACGACUAAGAAACCCUUGAAAUUCACUUAAAAUCUUGAAAUUUCAGUACAAAAUUCAAAGAUUUCAAUGGUUUCUUGGUCGCUGAAUAAGGUCCAAUAAAGUGAGAAAAAAUUAUAUUCACGGAACAUAAGAAACCAGAAGGGUUGUUCAAUAAAAAUUCCGCCUUUUCUUCACGUUAAGCUGACUUUUCCCUUUUUUCUGGUUUCGUAGAAUAUAUUUCGGAUUGUUUAAGUUCUACGAAAAUAAAUUAUAAUUUCUGAAGUUCUUCAGUUUAUUUCGGUUUCUCAUGUUCCACAGGGUUGUUCCAUAAAGCUCCGCAUUUUUAAUCGACAUAACUAUUGGACAAGUUAAUAGUUUCGGAUUUUUAUAGCUCUGCGGAAUUUCAUCAAUUUAUGAAAAUUAUGCAAUAUAUGCCAGCCGGGUAAUUAUUGAACAAGAAGAACUUGUUGAUUUUUUACAGCGGUGUAUAGAAAUUAGAAAACUGUCAGUACUGGUCGCUUUGACGUGUCUAAUGGUCCAGGAUGUGUUGAGAAUAUUAAAUGAGCAACAAUCUAGACGAUAUAUCCUUGAUUUAUAAGCUUUAAUCUCUUCUUAAAUCCCAUCUCAAAGUUCUCCAAGUUGUUGAACUUUUUGGAAGCUAGAGGCCAAAACAGUGUUGUGUGUAUCUAUGUAGGUAUGCGUUUUACCUCCAUCUCUUUUCCACCUGGGAGCUUUCGAUACAAAUGUAUUUGUGGCUAAAUAUCGAAGUGGAUGGUUGGUAAAGUGGAAAGACCACUUUGUGUCUUCAGUUCAAUCGCGGUGGGCAAAAUGUAAAGAACGUAAAGUGGAAUUGAGUCGCGCGGAGCUCUUCCACCAAGAAGUGGUUCACUGUGAAUGUGUAUGGUUGGCAAUUGUUGCAAAAUAUUUCUUCUUUUUUUUUUUGCCUUUUUAAAGAUUUCAAUGGAAAUCCACAAAAAGAUAUCCUUUCUGUGGUUAUUUUUUAGUGAAUUUCUUUUGGAAAUUAUCCCAUAGAUUUCCCAAAUGUGUGCAGAUUAAUAAAGACUGGACGAUAUUUUGAUGGAAAUUGGUGUGAAACUGUGUUAAAGCCUGGCUUAAAGACUCUCUAGACAUGAUUACAUAAAAAUAUGAGAUGAAAAGGUGAAUUGAUUUCCCUUUUGGAGGUGAUUCUUAGAAAUCUUUCUUGAGUGUUCUGUGAUGGUGACUUUCUUAGUGAAUUUUCUUCUCAAUGAGAAAAUAUCUGUGCACUUUUAUUUUGCUUUGAUGGAGAUUCUGAGAGAGAUUUUCUAUUCCUGUUUAGUGGAAAAUUCUUUGGGAUAUUUACAAUGUCAAUACAUUCAAAUUUUUGCUUAAUUUUCGUAUGUUAGAUCCCUGAUUCAUCAGGUCUGUAAUGAAAAGGCAAAAGCCAAUUUUGGAGGUUAAAAAAUACAUAUUUCGCAGAAUUCUAUAUUUUAGAUAAGACUUAGCGUUUAAAUGGUUAAGAAAAUAUAUUAAAUUUUUCUUUGCAAACUGACCAACACCUACAUAAAUUUUAUUUUCGUUUUUUUUUCUUAAUCCACAAAUAGGUAGUAUGUUGCAGUAAAUGUGUUGUUUAUUAGCAUUAGGAUAUUGUGUUGUUUGCAUAGAAAAACAUGCAUUUGAAUGCAAAAAAGGGGGAGCUUGAGCUUUUGAGAAUGUACAUAUGUAUGGAAAUCAAUAAAUGAGCCUCACGAGAUGGUCAUUAAACUCGUCUUGUGGUUCUACUUCUUCACCAAUGAUGCUGCACAAACUCCUCUAUAUAUAUUAUGUCUCUCUUCCAUGCGGGAUUUUUUGUUGUUGUAAAAGAGUGGCCAUCUCUUGCCGUGGUAGAACAAGAACAUGGGGAUGGGAUGAAACGAAGAAUUACCAGAAGAAGGAGAAAGAACAGUAUACAAAAAGAAGCAGAAAAAAAGUAACAAGAUAUAGAAAUAUUUCCAUGAGAGAGGAUGAAAAAAAAGUAAGAAAAAAAAGCCUUUUUAUUUCUCCUUUCGAUCUGGCGCGUAUUAUUUUUAGAGAUCACAAACCAACAUUAUUUUUCUUCAAUUCUUUUCCUUUGGAACUCUUCUGUGCAAUCUUGUCCCAAUACAUUGAGAAAAUUUUCUGAAGACAAUUCGCAAUAAAUUCAAAACGUCCUCUCUGACUUCGUAGUGCACAAAAACGAUGCUAUCAUAUGAAUAAUCGUGGCCUUUUUUGUGCCUCCUCUCAUCUGGUGGACUCUACUUAACAAUAUAGAGUGGAUAAGAAAAUAAGAAAUAAAAUGUUUAUAAAAGAAUCUGUGGGAGAUUGUUUCAGUUGUGAGACAAUUAGAAAUAAAUAUAACUAUUUUUUUUUCAUUCUUUCAAACAACAUUUUACAAUCAAUCAGCUAUAAAAUAUAUUAGCCUCUAAAGAAUCUAUUUGGCCAUUCUUCCUUUGAUUUUUUCGUAUACUCACAAAGAGAAUAGGCAAAAAUAAAAUUUAAGGGGGUAAUUAUCCAAAAGAUGAAGAGGCGUCACAUUAUGCAAAUUUUUCACAUUUUCUCAAAAUAAAAACAAACGCAUUUUUGACACAAAAUUCAAGGUUUUCUCACACACAAAAUUAAUCUCUUUUGCAUUUGAAAAGCUCAUAGAAAAUUGCGCGCUAUCACAACGUAUACUGAUUGAGUGAUAUAAAAUGCUGAAAUUGCGUGACAAAGUGUUAAAUAACAAUUUAUUUACAUUACGAGACAUACAAGCAAUAAAAAUAAUAUAAAAAAGUGACAUGAAAAGUGAAAUGUGUGACUACGGGAGAAAAGAAAUGCUUUUCAGUCACAUGAAGUCUAAUUAAUCGAAAUGAGAGUUUUCAUUCAAAGUCUUUUGUUGUCUCUCACCAGUUAAAGGGUUAUUCAGAAUAUUUGUUUAGCUUAAUGGGUUAAAGAAGAAAAGAGAAUCAGUCUUGGGGUCUUAAAUGAAGAAAAUAUGACUUUAUGGUCUUAAACGUAAAAUUAUGAUUUUAGGGUCUUAAAUGAAAAAUUAGAUUUUAGGGUCCAAAAUAAAAAAAUUAGGUUUUAGGGUCUUAAACGAAAAAUUACGAUUUUGGUGUCUUAAACGAAAAAUUACGAUUUUAGGGUCUCAAGAGAAAAAUUAAGAUUUUAGGGUCUUAAACAACAAAAUUACGAUUUUAGGGUCUUAAAAAAUUACGAUUUUGGGGUUUUAAACGAAAAAUUAAGAUUUUAGAGUCUUAAAUGAAAAAAUACAGUUUGAGGAUCUUAAACGAAAAAAAUACGAUUUUGGAGUCUUAAGCGGAAAAUUUCAUUUUAUGGUCUCAAGUGAAAAUUCUUUUGCUCUUGCUGUCUUACUUGAAAAAUCUUUUGCUUUUAUAUUUUUAGAGUUUUUAGAUAAAGAACCAUUUAUUCUUAUAUUUCUAGGUCAAUAAUUUUAGUAUUCUGUAGUCUCUAGCAAAAUUUCGGUUUUGCGGUCUCAAAUUAAAAGUUUAGAUGUUGUGGUCUUUGAUAUUAAGAUUUUGACUUUGGAUCUUCAAAUAAAGAAUAUUUUGGUAUCAGAAUUUAAAUCUUUCGGUUUAAGGGUCUCAAACGAUUUAUUUUGUAAUUUUGAACAAAGAAAAAUUUGCGGUCUUAAGCAAAAAAUCUUUAAAAAAGCAAAAUUUGAAAUCUUUGUGUCUCAAAGCUUUCUGCUUUUAACUUUGAUACGAUGAAAUAUAGCAACAAAUACCGUGAAUAACCCUGUUAAAUAGUAGCGCAGUGACAGAAUAGAAAAAGUCGGUGUAAGUACUUAAAAUGUGGCAAAUACCAAAUUGGUGAGGAAAGGUAAAAGAAAUUAAAGUUAAAAAAAAAUAAAGAAGUAGAUGAAAAUGAGAAAUAUGUAUAAGAAGUAAAUACAUCAAUUAAAUUUACAACAAUGGUGAAAGAUUCACUGAAAAUGAUUUUUUAUAUAUCAUUCAGCAUGAAGAAAAAUUUUUAUAUCAAUUCAACCUUUUAUUCGCAAUCUCCAUGUGCUUGAGAAGAGCUGAGAAAUUUAAUUGGAAAAUUCCUCAAUGGAUUUUUUUUCGCGACUUUUUCUUAAGCAUUUGUGAAUGCCCCAGACAAUGAACCACGAAUUAUUUUUUUUCUUUUCAAUUCCGCAGUAAUCACAAGAGUUGAAUGUAAUAAUGAAAAAAAAGAAUAAAUAACAGAAACAUUUGAAAGUUUUGGUUCAAUUUUUAUCAUAUCUCUUUAACUUUUUUUUUAAGCAAAAAAUGAAGAUAUUUCGCUAAUUUUCUCAAGAUAAUCUUGAUGAUUUUUUUGAAUUACUAUCGCACUUGCAUCUGCAGGUAAAAUUACUUUUGACCACCUUGUUGUACUUACAGCUAAAAAGAAAAAUUUCACCCAAUUAUAUCGUUUUCAAUUGGCAAUUUUGAACGCUUUUUCCCCGCAAUGUGAAAUGUUUUUCGAUUUUGGGUAAAAUGGAAAUGAAAUGAGACUAAUUCAAAAAAAAAAGAAAUUUUUAUUUGUCGAUUUUUGUACGUAAAAUAGGCCUAAAGAAUUGGCGCCAAAUAAUUAAACAAAAUCAUUUCAUUUGCUUAUGUAAACAAAUAAAUGUUUAAAGUGAUUAAAUAGAAACGAAGAUUCACCACAAAAGAGAAAAAUGAUGUGAUUUAGCAACAAAAAAAAAAAGGUUUUAACCAACAUAUUGCUUGAACCAUGCGGAAUAAUGUUGAAUUAUGGCGUGAAUGAAAUUUUUAGCGAAAAAUACAUACGAACAAAUUAAAAUGUUUUCUUAUAAAACGUCUUUCGCGGUACUUUUGCACGGUAUCUGUUUUUUUUUAUUUCUCUCCAUUUCUGUGGAUUUUGCUGAUGGAUGUCAGAAUCUUUCAUGAAGCACAAAAAUCAAUCCAACGGAGUUGUGAGCUUAAUUGGCGAGAGAAUUCUUUCUCUCACAGUAAGAAGUCAUUUGACCUAAGAAAUAACAGAUUUGUAUGCCCCGAAAUUAACCUAAAUAUUUGAUGGAAGAAAAAGGAGUUUAUUCAUUCUGGGAGGGCCUAAUUUUCGCAUUCAAAACAAAGUUUUCCCUAUUUUUGCAAUUGAAAGUAAAAUGUGGAUUUUACAAUGAAUUAUUGCACGUUUAUGGGGCAAAAGAACUGCACUUAAAGUACUUUUAUUAAGGUGUUUAAUGAUGAGGAAACAUGCCCUAUUUUAUAUAUACAAUUUUCCUCAACAAUUUUUGCAUUUAAUUCAAUUUCCUCUGUAAAAGUUUUUUUUUAUUCUAUUUAUUCAUUCGCGUUAUCAAGAUUAGAGAAAUAUAUUUAUGCCCAGGUAUUACACAAAAUAUAUUUUCCACUCUGUUUCCUGUUGAUCUAACUGAACAUUGCUGUUUUUUCCUCAUUUAUACGUUUUUUUUUUUAUUUUAUUUUGUACAUAGGUUCGAAUGUAGAAGAGUCCAUAAAAAAUGAUUUGAUAUUCUGACUUUUUUUUACACCUCUCUUCGUAUUUUUUUACCUUCUUCAUUUUUAUAUAAUCGGUGUGUCUUCAUUAUGCAUAGUUGGUGAUUUUCAUCAAAUUCACUUUAUAUAAAAAUUGAAGAAGAAGAAAAAAGUCAGAAAUUGAGCAAUUUAAAUUCUAAUAUUCCAAUUUGAAUUUAAUUAUUAAUUUUGUUAUAACUUUCAUCUAGUGCGGUUUUUUCUUUCAUUCUUUGAUGAAAAAAAAAAAAAACAACCGCAAUAUAAUAUUUUAUCGUCAAUUAAUUCAUUCAAUUUUAUUAAAUUCUCCGCAUGUUCUCUCUUUCUUCAAUGUUUUUUCUCCUAAUUAUUAUUUAAUCCCGUUAGUAAAUAUUAAUAUAUUAUCUACCUAAUUUCUUACCUUGAAGAGAAUUUUAGUGCUGAAGAGAAUUCAUUGGAAAUACUAACGAAGCAUGGAGGUAAUGAGCUAAUUAUUAACACAACAUGUGGCCCCACUUUUGUAAUAGCAAAGACACAUACCAAUUUUACUAAGAAUUGUUUUAGAAUUUUUAUUGAAUUACAAAUGAAAACAAAAUACCAUCAAAGAGAGAGAAAUUUAAUAAAUUUCUAAUUCAAAACGGCAAUUUUUAAAUGAAAAUUACCAACAAAGAUUUCUCCCCUGUGGCGAGAUAAUUUAUCAACACAAUGACCAUAAUAAGUGACUUCUGGGCAACAAAAACAGAGCAAUAACUUGUCGAAGAAAAUUAUUAUUAUACAUUUAUGGGAAAAGAAAUUAGAGUAAGUGAUGACAAUUAGCUCGUGCCACUCUUUGUGGGUGUUUUGUUUUCUCCUUCAUUUCAAAAAGUGCACUCUAUAGUACAGAAAAAAACAGCCCAAAUAUUCACACAGGUGAGAAGAGAGGGGAGGGACGGAGGUAAAGCAGUGGAAUCUCACUUUUUUCUAUGCGGCUCUUUAUGACUUUAUUGUCUUCCUAUGAGACUUUUCUCCUUCUUCUCAGUCACGCGUGAAGCAAUUAACAAUUUGGUAGCUGAAGUAGUUUUUAAUUGUUUAAGAGAAUUUUCUUACAUAAUUUUUGAGAGAUAAAAGAGAGCAAAGAGAGUGAGAAAAAAGGUUCGCUAAAGAAAUUCUUUAUAGGAGCUAAAAAGAAAUGUUUGAAAGUGAAUUUUUGGAAUUUUUUGAUUGUUUUAGAUAUUUAAUUUUUUUUCCAAGAGAAUUUGUGAAAGGAAAUCAUUUUUCAUCUCGUUGGGCUUACAAACAUUUUUGUAAGAUUUUGAAUUUUAGCCAAGACACCUUGAGAAAAUUGCAGGAAAAUCUAGAAAUUCUAAAUCAAUUCUUCCUUAUAUUUUUCGUGAGUUUAAGGAUUAUGAAAAUAUAAUUUUAGAGUCCUUAAACACUUGAGAAUUUAUAGAAUAAAAAUCUUUAAAUAAAUAAAAUUAUACAGGCAAAACAUACAAUUUUUCAAAGUGCGAAAUGUGUCCUGGCUAAGUGGUCUAAAAGUAAAAAUCUUAAGACAUUUCUUAGAUAAAUUAUAAGGUACAUUGAUUGAGUGGAAAAUAAUUUAUUUCUCUUACAAUUCGUGUAUUAUUUUAAAAUAUUUUAUGGAAAAGAAUUAUAAGACUUGACAGGUCUAAAAAUUUUCCCAUUUAGACCACUUAGCCAGGACACAUUUCGUUUUGUAAAACAAAACUUUAAUAAUAUUUUUCUCUUGUAAAACAGAAAAGAUAAUUUUAAUGUAUUAAAUAUACUUCUUAACUUGUCUUUUCCACAAUAAAUUCUUUACAAAAGAAAACUAAAACAACAGACUAGAAAAAAAUUUACUUCUAAGAAUUUAAAUCCGCUAAAAAAUUAUUUCUGGGAGGUCCAAACUUUUGGAGGCAAAAACAUCUCAAGACAAUCUCUCAAGAAUUUUUCUAUCAAAGCAAAGUUUAUAAAAAAAAAGUGCAGUGAGGUAAGAAUUUUUGUUAAAUUUUCCAGUGUCUGCUUCUGUGAUUGAGUAAUUGAGUGAGAAGGCACAAAGUAAAAGAAAAAAAAAAACAAGAAUAGAAUAAGAAUAAAACGAAAAAUAUCUCAAAGUGCGAAUUAAGAAAGAAAAAAAGUGCAAAAGAAAAAUGAAACCAAUCACAUUUGAGUCCAUACGGAAUUUGUUGAAGACGAAAAAGAGUAAGAAUAAAGAAAAAGGUGUCGAUGCCAGCUUCAAGAGGUCAGACUCAUUCAAACGCAUCAGCAUCCGGAAGAGUUACUUGGACCGUGGUAGGAAUAAGCGUGCCAAUGGAGGAGGAAAUUGUGGUCAGAUGAGACCAAAAGCGUCUGUGAUUGCACUCGAUGAUGUGGCUGCACUGAAGAUGGCUACGUCGUUGGUGGGUCAUCGGGAUGCUACAGCGGGCUUCUUCCCGCGGGCACAGCCCCAAUUUGGUGGGGAUGGUGCGCACAAGUCUUCCUUGCAGGAGAUCACGGAGAUCUUGUCGAUGGGAGAGGCGAAGAAGAAUACGCGGGAGAUUGAGGUGCAAACGGUUGAAAUGGAUUUUAGGGCAUUCAAUAGUACCGAAUCCAUUUUCUGCGAUCUCAAGAGGCUCGAUGAGGAAAAGGGGCGACCCACUGGUGACCCAGUAACAAUUGAAUCGUGCACAAAUGUGUCAAAUGUAACGACUUCGCAUCAUUUGCAUUCAAUCGUCGUAGAUGCAGCAGAUGAGAAUUCGCGAGAGGAUGAUGGGAGGAGAGAUGAUUCCAAGUAUGUCAAUACAUUUGUCCUCUCUGGCCGGGAAACCUCAUCAAAUCAAUCAUCUGGGCACUCAUCAUCGGGCCAUCAUCGUGAUAGAUCGCUACAGAGUAUGGAAACAAUGGGAUGCACCGUGAAGAGCUUAACAGAUGGAGAUGAUUCCGAAAUGGAUCGUGCCACAGCUUCCAUAAUAUCCAUCGAGGAGAUGCCGAGUUUGGUCACCUUUAAAACCUACUGUGCCCCACCAAAGGUCUAUCUUGAGACAAAUUUCGAUGAUUGCGAACCAACGAGGAUUGUAACACGUGAAACCCCCAUUAAGGCGGGAAAUGUCUCCCGGACGCGUUUAAUCUAUGAACCCGAAAAGAAUCUUCCAAUCAUUGAUUCCCACACAUUUCGAAUGGAUAAAGUGAAGAGUAGUCAAGAUGCUGGGGGGGUUGUUAUAAAGAUUCCAGCUGCUACCGCUGGAGAAGCUGAUGCUGAAGAAUCAAGGGAGAAUUUAACGAAGAAACUCAGCAAGGAUUCAGCAUUGGAUGUUGAUGGUGAGGAGGAGGAAUGUGAACGAACAAAGGGCCAGGAAGGGGAGGAUAAUGCAAAGAGUACAUUUGAAAUCUAUCGAGCACUAAAGACAGGAAAAUCCUUGAGGGAUUCCGAAGAGGACAAUAGUACACUUGAGAAACAAAUUGAUGAAACACCAAAGAUGAGUACAGAGGUGAAACCAAUGAAGUACUCAACGACAUUUGAGAUUAAUCUCGAAUACCCAAAGCCAUUUGCCAAUACUGACAGCCCUUUUGAUGAGCGUGAAAUCAUUUCACCGGAUUCCAGUAUCCCCUAUCCAUUGAGAAUCAAAACAAAUCCAUUUACGCGCCAAAAGGAGCUCUAUUCCGUGAAUUUGGGACGAAUUUGGAAGCAAUUGAAUUUGGGGCAGGAAGACUUAUCGCAAGAUAUGGGUGGUGGUGGUAAUUAUUCCGGUGCAAAGGCGGCAAAUAAGAAUGAAUCCUUCAAAUCAAUGUCAUCACGUGAUUCGGGAUUCAGCUUGACGCUAACAAAGCCCAAAAGUCUCUUCCGGCGGAAGAGUAAGAAGGCAAAAAAGGGUCAAGGAGAGCAGAGGCGUAAACCAAAACUUUCCGUGAGUCGUGAUGGGUAUUUUAAGCGCGUUAUGGUUGUCCAGAGGAAUUCCUCACGCAGGAAGAAGAAGCAAAAGUAUGAUAGUCAAUUUUUGAGGGAAUUCGAGGAGUUUUGUAGCCGUAGGAAUAAGAAGGAAUUCUACAGACGUCGCAAUUUUGACGAUGACGAUGAGGAUACCUUCACGCAGGAGAUUAAUGAUCUUGAAAUUUUCUACGAGGAACAUUUAGCACGUCUCCGGAAUUACUAUAUGCACAAGAAGAAGAUCAAUGAGACGACAAUAAGUGACUUUUAUCAGGAUUUUGGGGAACGUGAUCUCUAUUGUUCCCCCCAUGUGAUUGCACGCAAUGAAACCCUUCGGAGAAAAUGUGCAAAUUUAGCAAUGCAAGAUGACUCAUUGGUGGUGAAUGCGGGGAGUUUCAAUGAUUUCUCCUUUCCGCAUCCCGACAAGAGGCCCCCAUCGACUGCUGUGAAUGCCAAUAGUCAAGGUGGCGGGAGUGCCAGUAGUACAAAUCGACGGACGCCGCGUCUCAAUCAAUUCCAGGAAGUCCGAAGGAUGGAUAGGAACCUCGAGGAGCACCUCAAGUACGCAGAACUCAUGUUUCAAGCAACAGCAGCGAAUACAGUUCAAAAUCAGAGGCUAUACGAGCGUGUACCAUACGCAGAAAUACAAUUCCCACCAGAGGUAAGGCGUCGUGUGACAAAAAAUCGUCUCUAUCGGCAGCACCAGCGUCGUCGCGCCGUGGAAGAUGAUGAAUUCUUCGCGGCACACAGCAAAGAAAUCUCUCUGGCAAGUGUCUUCCCGCCAGUUCAGCAGAAUGGCAAAAAAUCCCACGUUGGCAUACGCUGUGGGAGCUGCUGCAAAAUCCGUCGAUCCUCAGAGUCCAAUGACAACGAGGAGGAUCUCAUUGAUGUGGACAAUCGUGUCAAUAUGCGCCAGGAAGUGAAUAGUGAUGAAUUCAGUGAGAAUGAGUUUAUUGCAAAUAGCAUUGGGGGGUGUGAGUAUUGUUUUAGAUGUGGCGUGGUUGAUGGUACCACGGGUGAGAAUAUCUGUAUCUGUGAUGGUCAAGGGAAUCCCAUUGAGGAGGAGGAGGACGAUGAGAACUCGGUGAAUUGUUUGGAUGAUGAGGAUUUCUGUGAAUGUGGUGUGAGGUAUCAAAAGAGGAAGGUAAAACGGAGAAAAUCCAAGAAGAAAUUAAGGAAGAAUCAUUCAACACUCAGAAAAAAUGGAUACACAGGUGACAUCACACAGAAAGGUUAUGAGAAGAAAAGGACGAGACUCCUGCAGCCGUAUUUGGCAAAAAAUACACAACCAGGUGAUGGGUAUUACAAUUUACAACAGAAGCCACCACCGCCAAUUCCAUGCGGUGGCAGCUCAAAGGGUGGUAUUGUCUCAGCCGAUGGCUACAGCUAUGUGGAUGACGUUCAUUCACUACAAUCAAGUCACCACCAUCACCAUCAUUCCUCUUCGUCGCAUGGGCAGCACAAAUCAUCCGGUGGUGGCUCAUCUGGGCAUCAUCAUGCCAACCGGACAAGACGUACUCAGAGGCGUGUCACGCACAAUGAGAAGCGCUACCAUUCAGUGUUGGAAAAGAAAAGUCAACCAACGGAGAAGAUUGUGGAGGAUACAAAGCCAAAUUUUCGCGGAUGCAGCCCAUAUAAGUCGUCUCAGUAUCAAGAUUUGGGGCAUGAAGGUGAUGCGAAGCCGCAGCAAAUCCUAGCUCAAAUAGCGCAAAAUAUAAAAAGUAGGGCAGCAUCGAAUGUGCCAUCAUCGCCACGGGAAUCACCAUCGAGUGCCACGAGGCAGCCACAGCAGCGAAGACAGCAGCAACAGCAGACAGAAUCGGGCGGGGAUGGCAAGAAAAAUCGACGUCUGGGGCGACAAGAGAGUCGCUAUACGAGCGAAGUGAGACAAGAGGCCGUUCAGCAAGCUCUGGCCGCACUAAAAAAUCGACCAAAGCCUAGCUUACCAAUGCCAUCAAAACGCAGUUCUGUGCUUAAUCGUAGUCCCGAUCGUGACAAUGAUGAUUCAGAAUCAUCAUCGGAGGACGGAAGUAUUCCGGAGGAGAGGAUUUCCACACCAGAACGCGAUGGCUACAACCUGCCACGUGAUCAUGUGAGUGGGAAUAUGCCGAGAGAAGCGGCAAAAUUGCCAACACCGCAUCAACAUGGUCGUGAUGGUGGUCGCGAUCAUCAUAAAACAUCAUCAGCACACAUCACAGAGAGGCGACCACAAAACUUACCGCCACAGCCACCACUCUCGGAUACAUCGAGUGCAGGAUCACCGCCAGCAAGUGUUCACAGGACCCAGAAGAAUUCCUACGAUAUGACUGACAUUGCGGAUUUUCAAAUACGCCCCUAUGCUGCCCCCGAUAUUACGCAAUUCAACAAUACACGCCGUGGAGCAGAUCGAGUGACGAGGUACGUUAAUGUUUCAAAUGCAGAACCCGGGGAUACGAGCACAGCUGGUAGGUGGAAGGUAUCGGCAAAAAUUCAGCAACUCCUGAACACACUGAAGCGCCCCAAGAGGCGUCCAUUGCCGGAAUUUUAUGAAGAUAACGACAUUGAGCUGGAGAUAGCAGCCAAUCCCAAGGAUCCCAAUGCCCCAAAACCCGAAGGGAGUACCAUGACACCCGUUCAGGGGGAGCAACUUGUGGUCAUGUCGGGACUCUCGCGUACCAUUGAGGCGGCACUCCAGCGGUAUGGGGUUAAUUCGCCGAAAACUCCCAUGGCUACGGUGCUGGAUCCCAAUGGGAAGAUGACGACAACAUUGACGUAUGGGAAACUAAUGUCACGUGCCCAAAAGAUAGCCUAUGCACUCUCAACGAAGAUCUUCAAUAAAGGUUCGGAGCAGAUAACGCUCAAACCGGGAGAUCGUGUUGCUCUCGUUUAUCCCAACAGUGAUCCUCUCAACUUCAUCACAGCCUGGUACGGAUGCAUGUUCAGAGGCCUCGUUCCACUGCCAAUCGAGCUGCCUCUGUCGAGUUCGGAUUCACCGCCUCAGCAAGUUGGUUUCCUGUUGAGUUCUUGCGGUGUCCAGAUCGCCCUUACAUCCGAGGCGUGUCUCAAAGGACUCCCAAAGUCCACAACGGGAGAAAUUGCAAAGCUAAAGGGUUGGCCUAGGCUCCAUUGGUUCGUGACGGAGCACCUACCGAAGCCACCAAAGGAUUUCAAUAUAAACAACAUUCGCAUCAAUGAGGAUGCAUUGGCGUACAUUGAGUACACAAGUGACAAAGAGGGUAGCGUAAUGGGGGUCACGGUUAGUCGACAAGCAAUGAUAAAUCACAUUCGUGCCCUCACAAUGGCAUGCCAUUACACUGAAGGUGAAACAGUGGUGUGUGUGUUGGAUUUUAAGCGUGAAGUUGGCCUAUGGCACAGUGUUCUCACAUCUGUUCUCAAUGGGAUGCACGUUCUCUUCAUCCCCUAUGCCCUCAUGAAACUACGCCCAUCGUCGUGGAUGCAACUCAUAACGAAGUAUCGCGCCUCAUGUUGCCUCGUGAAGAGUCGUGAUUUGCAUUGGGGACUCCUAGCGACGAAGGAUCACAAGGAUAUUUCGUUGUCGUCACUGCGUAUGCUCCUUGUGGCUGAUGGUGCCAACCCGUGGUCGUUGUCGAGUUGCGAUCAAUUUCUCAGUGUUUUCCAGUCGAAAGGCUUGCGCCCGGAUGCCAUUUGUCCGUGUGCCAGCAGUUCGGAGGCAUUCACGGUGUCCCUAAGGCGACCUGGACGAGCUCAGGGUGGGUUCAGUCAAUCCGCAACCACAGGACGAGGGGUACUCUCGAUGGCGGCUCUAUCGCAUGGAGUUGUUCGUGUUGACAGUGAAGACUCCCUGACGUCGCUCACACUGCAGGAUUGUGGGCAGGUUAUGCCGGCAACAACAAUGGUCGUUGUUCGUUCCGAGGGUUUGCCCGUUUUAUGCAAAACAGACCAAGUUGGGGAGAUUUGUGUAACUUCGGGUGCCUCUGGGACGUCCUACUAUGGGCUAGAUGGUCUCACAAAUUCAGCCUUUCGCGUGCAACCCCUCCCGGAGGAUUUACCCGAAGCAAAGGACUCAACAGCACCGCCAUUGCCCGUUAAACCAAUCAGUGAUGAAUUGUACGUCCGUAGUGGGCUCCUUGGGUUCCUCGGACCAGGUGGAUUGGUCUUUGUGUGUGGGUCACGCGAUGGCUUAAUGACAGUCACGGGGAGGAAGCACAAUGCAGAUGAUAUAAUUGCAACAGUUCUCGCUGUUGAGCCAAUGCGGUUCAUCUAUCGCGGGCGAAUUGCCGUGUUUAGCAUUAAAGUUCUGCGCGAUGAGAGGGUUUGUGUGAUUGCGGAGCAACGACCCGAUUGCUCGGAAGAGGAGUCAUUCCAGUGGAUGUCGAGGGUCCUGCAGGCCGUGGACUCCAUCCAUCAAGUUGGCAUUUACUGCCUUGCACUCGUGCCACCAAAUCAUUUGCCAAAAACUCCGCUAGGAGGAAUCCAUUUGUGUGAGGCUCGUCGACGAUUCCUCGAGGGAUCUCUGCAUCCGGCAAAUGUGCUCAUGUGUCCGCACACGUGUGUCACGAAUUUGCCCAAACCACGAGAAAUGCAUCAAGGCGCUCUGCAACCACAAGUUCUAUCAGGAAGUUCAUCUGGGUGUGUUACAGACACGUCAGUGGGCCCCGCGUCGGUGAUGGUGGGCAACUUGGUGCAGGGAAAUCGUCUAGCUGUGGCCCAGGGACGAGAUAUUGGGCUAUCGGAUGACAAUGAAAGGAAGCAUCAGCUUAUAACGGCUGUUCUACGAUGGCGAGCAAACUCCUCGCCGGAUCAUGUCCUGUACACAUUGCUCAAUUCAAAGGGAGCCGUCGCAAAGACACUCACCUGCUCGGAACUCCAUAAGCGCGCUGAGAAGAUUGGGGCUCUCCUCCAGGAGCGCGGUAAGAUUAAUCCUGGCGAUCAUGUGGCAUUGAUCUUCCCACCGGGGGUUGAUCUCAUUUGCGCAUUCUACGGAUGCCUCUACUUGGGUGCCGUACCCAUCACAAUACGUCCGCCGCAUCCGCAGAAUCUCAUCACCACUCUCCCAACGGUCCGGAUGAUUGUUGAUGUGUCCAAGUCCGUGAUUGUUCUCUCAAUUCAGAGUAUUGUGAAGUUGCUCAAGAGUCGCGAGGCGGCCACGUCAAUUGAUCCAAAGAGUUGGCCACCAAUUCUCGAUAUUGAUGACAAUCCGAAGAGGAAGUUGGCCGCAAUUGCUAAUGCCACAAUCGAGUCAACGGCCUACCUGGACUUUAGUGUCUCCACAUGCGGGAGAUUGAGUGGUGUCAUCAUAACACAUCGUUCCCUGAGUAGCCUCUGCUCUAGCCUCAAGUUGGCCUGCGAACUCUACCCCAGUAGGCACGUUGCACUCUGCCUUGAUCCCUAUUGUGGUCUUGGUUUUGCCAUGUGGACACUCAUUAGUGUCUUCAGUGGGCACCAUUCAAUCCUCAUUGCGCCCUAUGAGGUUGAAGCAAAUCCUAGUCUAUGGCUGUCAACCUUGUCGCAGUAUCGCGUGCGUGACACAUUCUGCUCAUACGGUGUGAUUGAGCUGUGCACAAAGGCCCUGAGCAAUUCCAUCCAGGCACUAAAGCAGCGCAAUGUGAAUUUAGCCUGUGUCCGGACGUGCGUUGUUGUGGCCGAAGAACGGCCACGGGUGCAAUUAACGCAGCAAUUUUGCAAACUUUUCCAAGCUUUGGGGCUCAAUACGCGCUGCGUGUCGACAUCCUUUGGGUGCCGCGUGAAUCCGGCAAUUUGCGUUCAGGGGGCAAGUUCGGCGGAAAGUGCUCAAGUUUAUGUUGAUCUGCGGGCAUUGCGUAACAAUCGGGUGGCACUUGUGGAACGUGGUGCCCCCAAUUCGCUGUGUCUCAUUGAAUCCGGAAAACUCCUGCCGGGAGUGAAGGUGAUUAUCGCCAAUCCGGACACAAAGGGUCACUGCGGGGAUUCGCAUCUCGGUGAAAUUUGGGUCCAAUCGCCGCACAAUUGCGAUGGGUAUUUCACAAUUUAUGGCGACGAAACGGAUUACAAUGAUCACUUCAAUGCGAAACUCGUGACGGGCGCUACGACGGAAACAUACGCACGAACGGGCUAUUUGGGCUUCCUCAGGCGCACCGAAUGCUCCCAGGCGGGCUCAAUUCUCGACGAAACAACCCCGAGUAUCGCAAGUCGGGACAGUGACAACGAAUCUCUGCAUUCGCAGGGGCAGACACAACUUUCGCACGUUCCACACGCAAGUGCGGGGCAAGAGCAGGAGCUACAUGAUGCAGUUUACGUUGUUGGGGCACUCGAUGAGGUCAUUACACUGCGUGGUAUGAAUUACCAUCCGAUUGACAUUGAGAAUUCCGUACUGAGGUGCCACAAGAAGAUUGCCGAAUGUGCUGUCUUUACGUGGACAAAUCUCCUCGUUGUUGUCGUUGAAUUGGAUGGGAAUGAGUCUGAAGCGCUGGAUUUGGUUCCUCUUGUGACAAAUACGGUCCUUGAGGAGCAUCAACUAAUUGUUGGCGUUGUAGUUGUGGUGGAUCCGGGUGUUGUGCCAAUAAAUAGUCGUGGUGAGAAGCAGAGGAUGCACCUACGUGAUGGCUUCCUUGCUGAUCAACUUGAUCCCAUCUAUGUUGCCUACAACAUGUAAAAAAAAAACUAAAAAAAAAACAGAAUCCAAUGCAGAAUCAUUCUUAUUUUCAUGACCAUGAGAGAGCCUAAAGAAAUAUUAUUGUUAUCAUUGUACGAAGUUAGAAUAAUGUUUUCUUUCAUCUCAAUCUCUCUCUCUCGGUGUGAAAGUUGGAAAUAUAUGGAAUGGAGGGCAUCUAUAGAAGGUAGGAAAAUUCCUUUUUUUAUAUAUAGAGGAUACUGCUUGAAAGAUGAGGGGAAAAAGUUUCUCAAUGAAUAAUAAAAAUUAUGAAAUCUUUACACAUGAAAUCGCAGUAAAAAAAAAACAUAAAAAAAGUAAUAAUCAUAAUGAGGAAAAAAUAUUAAAUAUAAUGAAUAUUUAAACAUAAAAAAAAACUAUGGAAUAUAGACUCUUGUGAUCCCUCCUUUUUUAUUUUGUGUAUUAAUACGUCUCUAUGAAUAGAAAUUUAAAGGAAUAAAAGAAGAAGAAGAAAGCAUUUUAAUCUAAACAAGAACAAGCUAAAAAUUAAUUAGAAAUGGAAUGCAAAAUGCCAAUUCUUUUUGUUUUUCACUGUAAAAGAGCUACAAAGAGAUCUUCUAGGGAAAAAAAAAGAAAAGAAAGAAAGCUUCUAUAUCUCUCUUGUUUUGUUCUAAACUCUCUCCCUUAUAUUAGGCGUGACUUUAGGUGAUUUUUAGAUGAAGAAAAUGUUAAAUGAAGAAGAAAAAAUAUUAAAUGAGAUGAAAAGCAACUUUUAUUAUGAAAUUGUGGAAGAAAAAGAAAAUUGCAAGAAUUAGCUUUUGCAAAUGCUCUUGCAUUGAAUUUUUCCCCUUUUUUUUUACUUUGUAUAAAUUUUUUUUAUUCUAGUCUCUCUUACAAUUUAUUAUAUAUUAUUAAUUAUUUGAUAUUUUUUAUUGUAUUAAUGACGUAAAAGUGAAAAUAAUGGGAAAUGAUGGAAUGAAAUGCACUCUAUUUUUGUCUCUCAUUUUAAAAUUUAGUUCUUUGGGCGCCCCAAAGCGCAAGAUGAAGACGAAGAGGAAGAAAGUAUUCAAUGCUAUAAGACACAAACAUCGCAUGCUUUACCUACAAUAUACCCAGUUUUAUUUUAUUAAUUUACAAAAUAUUCUCAUAUAAUGAAAAGGAAACAUUUUUUUUUUUGUAAUUUCUGGAGAUUUUUUUGGUGUUUUAGAAUCAUAUUCAAAUCAUUUUUGCAUUUAAGCUCCACCAGAUUUAUAUUAGAGAGCUCGAGGGAGGAGCUUAGUUCAUUAGCCAAAUGAAUUGCAGCUAACAGCUGUCUUGUUGAAGUAUCAAUGAAUAAGAAGAAGAAUUAACCUUCCGUACGCUCUGUGGUCAAAUUGCUCACGCACUUUGCCAUGGAGUAAGUAACCGCCCGAAUAGACUUUUCUUCAAGGGGUGUUUAUCUGAAUUAAAUUAUUCGGAAACCUCGGAAAUAUUCGGAAUAUUGGCUAAUAUUCGGAUAAUUUGCCAGAGAAAUCAAAAUAUUGUUUUUUAGACUCUAAAUGGCUUAGAUUGAGAAAUAGAAGCCUAAAAAAAAUAUUUAUUUCAAACCUUAUAAGAACUAAAUUCAAACCGAAUAGUAAUUUCACCCCUAAUCAUGCUAAAUUCAAGCCUAAAAGAGCUUAAAAUUGAAGCAUAAAAAUAUUUUUAGGCAUUGAGGAAUAAAAGCUUAAAUUCGAAAGAAUCACAGCUAAGAAUAUAAAAUUUAGGCCUAGAAAGAACAAAAAGCAGUAAAUUCAAGCCUAAAAGUAUUUGGUUUUCAACACUAAAAAAUGCAAUCUCAAAUCUCAAAAAGCUUUAAAAAAUAUUACAUAAUUAAUGUCUAAAAAAGACUAAAAUUGAAGUUUAAAAAGUGGUUAAUUCAAGCUAAAGAGUUGUAAAUUCAAGCCAGAAAGUAGUACAUUUAACCCAAAAAAAGGCUAAAUUCAAGCCGAUAUUAUAUUUAGUUUUCAAUCUCAAAAUUUCAAUGAUCGAGGAACAAAACUUAUUAAAAAAUGUACUGGUAAGCUGACCAAGCUUACGGGAGCUGUGUUUCUUUCAGUGUACCAAUUUUGUGAGAGAAAACUAGAACGCGAAUUAAUUUAAAUACGGGCAAAGUCGGGAAAAGUUGAAAAGUCAUACCCUAAGAAAUCUUUAGAAGGCCAUAUCUCGAGAACGGAUCCAUAGAUUUUCGUAAAUUUUUUUUUGUUUGAAAGAUCUUGAAGUAAGCUAUAACAUAUCGAAAAAUGAAAAAAAAUUAUGUCGCCAUUUUCGAAAAAUUCGAGUUCGAAAUUUUCGAAAACUUUGUUUUUGACUUUAGCGCCUCUUGCGGUCAUUUCUCGAAGUUGCAAUGUUCUAGACAUUUGUAGGGUUUCUCGAAACCUUUCAUUUGCGCUUGAGUUGAUCAUGAUCGGACUUGUAGAACCCGAGAUAUGACAUGCCAACUUUGGAAGGCUAUAUCUCGAGAACGGAUCCAUAGAUUUUCUUCAUUUUUGGCAUGAAGCUAGAUAAUAUGGUCAGCUACAACGUAUGAAAAAAUAAAAAAAAAUUAUGUCGUCGUUUUCGAGAUAUUCAUCGAAAACUCAUCGAAAAUUUUGUUUUUGAUUUUUGGCCCCCUAGCGGUCACUUUUGAAACUUCGGCCGUUCUAGAGAGUUGUAGGGUUUGUUGAGAUCUUUCAUUUGACCCCGAGUUGAUCAAAAUCGGUCAAGCCGUUUUCGAGUUAUGGUCGAUUUUUGAUGAAAAAUUGUGGCGGCCAUAUUGACUAAACGGCUUGACCGAUUUUCGAAAAUGAGGUAUCGUUGGAAAGGUCUUGAUGGCCCCUACAACAUAUCAAAAUUUCAGACCUCUAGCUAUAACAGCGGCUGAGAUAUAGCGAAAACAAAAUUUUGAGGUUAUUCAAAAUGGCGGACGGGGGGGUGGGGGGGUGAAUUUGACUUCAUAUUCGGAUUUCUUCAGGUCGAUAUUUAAACUUUGCCGUUUACCGCAAGUCUCUAUCUAUCACCGUUCUCUCGCAAUUUAAGUUUAUGAUCCGGCCGGCCGGCCGGCCGGCCGGCCGGACGGACGGACGGCCGGCCGGAAAAAAAAUUUUUUUGGCGCAUACGUUUUUUGGAAUGUGGGGACCCUAAUUCGUGCUCAUCCCAAGUUUGAGCCCGAUCUGACGACUUUCGAUUUUGCUCGGUACACAAAAGCUGUGUCUGAAAGAAACACAGCUAAAACUCAUUAAAGCUUAAAAAAGGACUAAAUUCUAACCGAAAAGUAGUAAAUUCAACCCAAAAAAGACUAAAUUCAAACCAAAAUUUCCUAAAUACGUUUUUUUUUUAUUUUUUCGGUUUUAAAUUAAUCGGUUUUUAGCAAAAGAUGUUCAUCUGAAGUCCAAUAUUCAGAUCUUCGGAAAUAUUCGAAUGAUUCGCUUAAAAAAACAAAAUAUUCGCCAGAUAAACACCCCUUGCUUUUCUUGCAAAAUAAACAAAUUCUUUCGGUCAAAUGAGCUUUUAAUGACUUCCUGAACAACUCCAAGAAGACUUUUGUCCAUUUCACUGCAAAAAAAAAUUAAAUGGAUUUUUAGCAGGGCUCCCAGCCGCACACUGUAACGGCGGCGGCGGCUUGAUUUUGUAUAAGCUCCGGCGGCUGCGGCUAGAAAAAAAUUUUUCAAGUCUCGGCGGCUGCGGCUUGAAAAAUCGCAUUAGCGACUGGCUCAAGCGGCUUGAGCUGUCGUCGACUGAGGGCCCUGAUUUUUUUUAAUGAUAUUUUUAUUUUAAAAGUAAGGUUAUGAUGGAAUUUUUGGUAUUUUCUGGCAGAAGGAAUGAGCAAUUUUUCUUGAAAAAUCUUUUUUUUUUUGACAGCUAAAAAUUCCUCUUUUUUUUUUAAUUUUAGACAUUAAAAUGGUUCAGUAAAAUGUAAAUUGCGUCUACAAUUUUUGAAAUAUCACCUUGAAAUACAAAGCAAAUAAAACUUUUUGAUUUUACGCACCUUUUGAUGGCAGAAGUUUUCUGAUAUCUCAAUCCAAUCAAAAGUUAUUCGCGGUUAAAAUCAUGCCCUAAUUUCUUGGCCACCCUGUAUAAGAAAAUGGGAAAAUACAUGAAAAUGAGAACUAAAGGAACUAAUUUUGACAGUUGUCAAUUUUUGAAUUCCAAUUUUUUAUAUUUUUGUUAAGAACUUUUGUUAUUGUGGUCAGAUGAACUUGAUACAAAAUCUUUUCUGAUAAUCAAGGAAUUUAUUUCCAAAAGAAUGGUUCUACACCUAUCAAAAUUAAGGCGCAAUAGCUUGAAAUUAUGCUCUGGGGUCCCUUAUGGACCCUUCUGGGUCUCUUUGCCCCUCAUGGCAAUUGGAAGGUUAGAAGUUCUCUCUGAUUGGUUAAUAACGUUGACAAACUAAAGCAGAGCUCUCAUUGGUUGUACUUCUCUCCUUGACUCUUUAUAGUUCCCAACCAGGUGGAGCUUUGGUGCAAAGUUGGUUUUGAAUACUGUUUAGAACAAUUCAGAAUAUUUUUUGAAAAUGAAAAUGAAAUAAAGAAGAAAUUACAUGAAAAAAAAACUCGCUGUGUUCUGAAAAAUAAAUCUUAUAUAUUUAUUAAGAAAAACUCUCAACUAAAUGCAAUAUAUACUAUACAUAAUUACCUACAUUUCUUUUUAUAAGAAAAAAAAUAAACAUAAACCUUCAACGACUGAUUGCACUGCUCUUAGAAUUUUUCUUUUGAUUAAUUUUUGUUUUUGAGGUAAAGAAGGAAGGAAAUACUGCAAAAAAAACUACGUACAUUUUACACUCAAAUUCCCCCUUUUUCCACAAUUAGGUGUUAUUUAGUGGAAUAAAAAAAAGAAGAAGAAGAAAAUAUACGAACGACGGACGCGGUAGGAAAAAUAAAAGCAAAACAAACCAUUUUAAUAAACUGCACAAUAUUUACUCUUUUUAUUGUAUCCAAAAGAAAACAAGUAAAAGAAUUCAAAUGAAUAAAGAAAAAAACCUUUCAAGAAAGGAAUUCAAUAUUAUUGAGGAUGUGAAAGGAAAUAUUAAAAAAAAAAGUAAAGUAAAA